UGUGAAUCUCCAGCUGCAGCUACCCACUCUCUGCACUCUGUGUCCUCAACCUAGUUAGUGGAUGCAAAUGAGUCCCAACGGAGAUGCAGAUUUCGACCCGAGCAAUCCUCCUCCAUUCAAGAUUGCCGAGAUCCGCGCGGCUAUUCCUAAGCACUGCUGGAUCAAGAAUCCAUGGAGGUCCCUCACCUACGUUCUCAGAGAUGCUCUCAUUAUCUUGGCUCUGGCGGCUGCCGCUCUUUACUUCAAUUCUUGGGGGGUUUGGCCCUUCUAUUGGGCUGCUCAGGGUACCAUGUUCUGGGCUGUCUUCGUUCUCGGCCACGAUUGUGGACAUGGGAGCUUUUCUGAUUCCACUUUGCUCAAUAAUGUGAUGGGCCAUCUCCUGCAUUCUUUUAUUCUGGUUCCUUAUCAUGGAUGGAGAAUUAGCCACCGGACUCACCAUCAGAAUCAUGGAAAUGUCGAAAAGGAUGAAUCUUGGGUUCCGCUGCCUGAGAAGAUCUAUAAUAGUUUGGAUUUGAUGACCCGGAUUAUGAGAUUUACUGUGCCUCUCCCUUUGCUUGCAUACCCUGCAUAUCUGUUUUCUAGAAGUCCAGGCAAAAAAGGUUCACACUUCAAUCCCUACAGCGAAUUGUUUGUCCCUAAUGAACGCUCUGCCGUCCUUACUUCCACCGUGUGUUGGAGCUUGAUGCUUCUUCUACUCGCUUAUUCCUGCUUCAUGUUUGGUUCCGCCCCGGUUCUUAAGCUCUACGGUGUUCCGUAUGUAAUUUUCGUCAUGUGGCUGGAUUUCGUUACAUACCUGCAUCACCACGGACACGAGGAGAAACUCCCCUGGUACCGCGGAAAGGAAUGGAGUUAUCUUCGCGGAGGACUUACAACAAUUGAUCGGGACUAUGGAUGGAUUAACAACAUCCACCAUGAUAUUGGCACGCAUGUUAUACACCAUUUGUUUCCUCAAAUCCCACAUUAUCAUUUAGUAGAAGCGACAAAGGCAGCAAAGGGAACGUUGGGAAAGUACUACAGAGAGCCAAAGAAAUCAGGACCGUUUCCAUUUCACUUAUUUGAAAAUCUAGCAAAAAGCUUCAGUGAAGAUCACUAUGUGGACGACGUUGGAGAGGUGGUGUUCUAUCAGACGGAUCCUGGGCUGUAUAAGAAAUUGGCAAAAUCUAAGUUAAUAUGAGAGUUAGUUUCCUUGAGGAAACAGCUAGCUAGUCAUUAGUAGUGUACGAGAGCUGCUAUUGUAGCUAGGGAUGUUCAAUGUUAUGGUGCUUUGUUUUGGCAAUAAUACUCUACUGUUACUUCUUUAAAACAAAAAAACAAAAAACUUGUUCUGCUCCUUA
Messenger RNA from Mercurialis annua (annual mercury), 1334 nucleotides. RefSeq names its product acyl-lipid omega-3 desaturase (cytochrome b5), endoplasmic reticulum-like. The transcript has 7 exons. Gene Ontology annotation, biological process: lipid metabolic process. Lineage: Eukaryota; Viridiplantae; Streptophyta; Magnoliopsida; Malpighiales; Euphorbiaceae. Gene Ontology annotation, molecular function: oxidoreductase activity, acting on paired donors, with oxidation of a pair of donors resulting in the reduction of molecular oxygen to two molecules of water. The record is from RefSeq and is a predicted model, not a curated record. Bases 62 to 1174 code for a protein of 370 amino acids.